AUGGCGUUCUUGCAUUCCGUGCUUAAUGAUGUCUAUGAGAAACAGCCUUACAAAGUAGGGAAAGAAAGCCAUUUGAAGAGUGUUGUUGAUGCUUUGAAUGAGAAAUUAUGUUCAGGUCAUGAUGGUUUUAAGAGAGUCAUUGACUUGGUGGCCGAUGGUGUCGGGAGGUAUAAUAAGGAGGUGGAGAGAUCUAAUAGAAAAAUUAAAAGUAAAAUAGAAAGAUUGCUAGAGCAGGUAGGUGAAGAGUUCGAGAGCAUGAUUACGAAGAUUCCUGGUGAAGAAAUUUUUGGUAAACUGCAGUAUAUUGGUGAACAGGUUAGUGAUGCAAAACUGUUUGCCGAAAACUAUGUGGGAUACGGCGCAACGUUUGAGAGUAGGCUUGAGCCCUUGGAAGAGAAUAUAAAUGAUCUCAAUUCACAAUGUAAGAAUAAUGUGACCAACGUAAGAAAACAGAUUAAGCAUGAGACUGAGAGGCUUCGUAAAUUGUCGGAGAAGGAAUGGAAGGACUUGAAAAGUAUGGAAAUGAAGAUUACGACGGUGCUUCAAAAGCUCGGAGUAGACGUUAACGCACAUAUUAGCAGGGAAGUGAAAACACUAGUUGAGAAUUUGAAAGCAUUGGUUCAAAAAAUUAAAGAUUUGCUCAACGACACUUUCAAAAAGCUGGGAAACUGCGUUUUGGAGUUGGAAAACUGGAUGAAAAAUGCGGACACUAUGGUGAAUAGUGCAAUGGAAGGGACGACGGAAAUUGCCGAUAAGAAGCCCGGAAAGAAUAAUCAGGACAUGAUUAACGCAAAAGCGGGGCAGGUUAAAGAUUGGAGUGGUUGGCUUGAAAGGUAUAUUACGCAGCUUACGGAGUUGACCAGCAAAGUGAAUUUGAAAAUAGAGGCGCUUGCAGGGGAGUUUAAGGAUAUAAAAACAGGCGUGCCGAAAGAUAUCAAAGAAAUUUUCGGCCAUAUUAGGAAUAAGGUUGCCUAUAUUAAAGGGACGAAUGAUGCACUCUAUCUAGGACUGGAGGGGGUUAAAGAGAAAGUAAAGGAAUAUGCUAAGUAUUUUAAAAACAAUUUGAAAAAUAAAGGCGCAAAAAUUGAUACGUGGAUUGAUGGAAUUUUCAAGACAAACCCACAUAUUCAUAGCUGGCUUAACGAUUAUGUCAAGCAAAACGUGAGCAAGGGUAAGUUGAAGGAUCUGAGCUAUGAGGAGCAUAAUCGUAAUGCGGUUCGUGAUGCUAUUAAAGAAGAAAUUAGAGUGCUCAUUGAACACAUCAAAGAUGAACCAGAUGGUGGAAAGCCUACGGCAGAAUUAAAUUUGAAGGACAUUCAGAAAUAUCUUGAAGCUGUUGCUGCGGCAAUUGAAACGCAUGUGGAGCCCAUUGCGGCUGAGAAACUUGCUACUAAGAUUGAGACAGUGUCACUGAGCAUCUCAGACGCAGCUCCAAAUACGAAACCAUAUCUCCGAGGAGCCAUAGAGGUAACGCUCCUAGAGCUUUCUUUGAUGAUAAAAUGCUUUGCUGGAGAACUUCAAUCAUUUCUUCUUAAGCCAGAGACGGAUAACAUCGCAGCCAAAAUAGAAGAAACAUACGGGAAUGCUGAGACACUGAACGGUCAACUCAACGAGGCAACUGGACACCCCGCCGGCUCAUCCGGCAAACCUAAUCACGCCAAAAACCUGGACGAGGCAAUUGAGGCUGUAAAAACAAAGCGGUAG
This is a messenger RNA of Babesia ovata, 1704 nucleotides long. RefSeq lists its product as uncharacterized. The transcript has a single exon. The record is from RefSeq and is a predicted model, not a curated record. NCBI's taxonomy places the organism in Eukaryota, Apicomplexa, Aconoidasida, Piroplasmida, Babesiidae. Bases 1 to 1704 code for a protein of 567 amino acids.